GGAAGAGAAAAAAAAAAAAAAAAGAGAGAGUUCAAAGCAAACACGUCGGCAUAAAUCUCCCUAAUCAUCCCGAGAGUUCCGUUUUUCCUCUCUCCCCGCGCACGGACUUCGCUACUUGUUAUUUUUUCCACCUUUUUUCGCUCCUUCUCCUCGUCCUAGAGCGCGCCAAUGCCAGAGACCACGCCGAAAAAGAGGAUUUUUUUUUCCCCUUGAGCAUGAAAAGGAUUGCCAAACCAUCCGCAAUCCAACAUCACCGACUGAGCCACCAGCAUGAGCACUGGAUACAUAUGCUACAGCACAAGUUGUUGGCUCGACAACUAACAAACCUUGGACCGCAGCUACCGAGAAGAGGGGAGAGUCAGUUUUAGGUCUCCACAGAAUGGAGCGAGAAUGAACAGAGAGCGGUUUAAGAAAAAGCAUGAACUGGAGGUUUAUUGAGGUCAUCUGCUUCCUGUUUAUAUGGGACCAUAUAACAGUUCAGUCUUCCCGCCAGGAGCGCCAGGAGCCAUCGGCCACUGAGCAACAUGUCACUAAACAGUAUGACUGGCUCAUCUCAGACCGGGGACCUUUCCACCACUCCAGGAGUUACCUGUCCUUUGUGGAGAAAUUCCACCAGGGAUUUACGACCAGAUAUAAAAUUUAUAGGGAAUUUGCACGUUGGAAGGUGAGGAACACGGCCAUCGAGAGGAGGGAUCUGAUCCAGAACCCGGUGCCGCUGAUGCCAGAGUUCCAGCGCAGUGUGCGUUUGCUCGGCCGCAGACCCACCACUCAGCAGUUCAUCGACACUAUCAUUAAGAAAUAUGGGACCCACAUUCUCAUCUCGGCCACACUGGGAGGUGAGGAGGCUCUCACCAUGUACCUGGCCAAGAACAAGCUGGACCGGAAGCUCGCCAACGCCACGCAGAAUGUGGAGGCCCUCCAUCAGCUGGCCUCGUCCUACUUCAUCGACCGGGACGGCACCAUGAGGAAGCUGCACGAGAUCCAGAUUUCAACCGAUGCCAUUAAGGUGACGGAAACACGCACUGGGCCACUGGGCUGCAGCAGCUAUGAUAAUCUGGACUCCGUCAGCUCCAUCCUCCUGCAGAGCCCCGAGAGCAAGCUUCAUCUGCAAGGGCUCCAGGUGAUUUUCCCAGACUACCUACAGGAGAAGUUCGUCCAGUCCGCUCUGAGCUACAUCAUGUGCAACGGCGAGGGCGAGUACCUGUGCCGGAACAACCAGUGCAUCUGCCAGUGCACGGAGGAGUACCCGCAAUGCAACUGUCCCAUAACCGACAUCAAGAUCAUGGAGAACACGCUGGGGGCCAUGUCUGACACCUGGGCCUCUUCGUACAAAGACUUUGAAAACUCCGAUGAGUUCAAGUCCUUUUUGAAGAGGAUGCCCUCCACUCACUUUCUGCCUAUCAGCAGUGUGCAUCUGCUCUGGGGCAGUGACUGGGACCUGCAGGCUCGCUACAGGCUGCUUCAGAGCUCCCUGGAGAUCCAGAGGCUCAAAAUCCACCGAACUGCCCGCAAGCUGUUUAGUCUGAGCAUCCGCUGUCACCACAACCCUAACCACCAGAUGCCUAGGGAGAGGUCCGUGAUGCAGUGGCUGAACCGUGUGCAGUCCUUCCUCUACUGUAAUGAGAAUGGUUUCUGGGGGACCUUCCUGGAGAGUCAGAGGACCUGCGUGUGCCACACAGGGGUCACUCUGUGCCAGCGUCCCAUCCCCUGUGUCAUCGGAGGCAAUAACAGCUGUGCCAUGUGCAGCCUGGCCAACAUCUCCCAGUGCGGCUCCUGUAACAAGGGCUAUAAGCUGUACCGCGGCCGCUGUGAGCCUCAGAAUGUAGACUCUGAGCGGAGUGAGCAGUUCAUCAGCUUUGAGACGGACCUGGAUUUCCAGGAUCUGGAGCUCAAGUACCUGCUCCAAAAGAUGGACUCUCGUCUCUACAUACACACUACCUUUAUCAGCAAUGAGAUUCGCCUCGAGACCUUCUUUGACCCUCGGUGGCGCAAACGCAUGUCCCUCACUCUUAAAAGUAACAAGAACCGCAUGGACUACCUCCACAUGAUUAUUGGCCUCUCGAUGAAGAUCUGCCAGAUGCGAAACAGCAGCAUUGACCCCAUGUUCUUUGUGUACGUUAACCCCUUCAGUGGCAGUCACUCGGAGGGCUGGAGCAUGCCGUUUGGUGAGCAUGGAUAUCCCCGCUGGGAGAAAGUGCGGCUCCAGAACUCACAGUGUUUCAACUGGACCCUGCUGUUGGGAAACCGCUGGAAGACUUUCUUUGAGACGGUCCACAUUUACCUGCGAAGUCGCGCCAAGAUUCCCACCGGCCUCCGCAACGACACAGGCCAGGGCCCGGUGGACCUCGCAGACCCAAACAAACGGCAGAUUUACAUCAAAAUAUCUGAUAUCCAAGUGUUUGGCUACAGCCUGCGCUUCAACGGAGACCUGCUCCGCAGCGCCGUACAGCAGGUGAACCAAUCAUACACCCAAGGAACUCAGUUCUACUCCUCCUCCUCUGUCAUGCUCCUGUUACUGGACAUCAGAGAUCGGAUUAACCGCCUCGCCCCUCCAUCUGCACCUGGGAAACCCCAGCUGGACCUUUUCUCUUGUAUGCUCAAACAUCGACUCAAGCUCAACAACAGUGAGAUGAUCCGAGUGAAUCAUGCUUUGGACAUGUACAGUACAGAGAUACUCAAACAGUCCGAUCACCUAACAACUAAACUCUGUUAAACAUUAGCAGCAAAACAGACUGAACACAUGAAUCUAAGGGAAUAUUCAUCUGAAUUUUGUUUGAUUUUUGGACUUUUUCUGCCUUUUGAUGUAAUAUUAACUUUGUAAGAAUAAUUCUUAAAACAAAAAGGAACAUGCAGUGAUGAAAGCAGCUGAGGCUGACAAAGAAGAUAAUGGAUCCACUUUAAAGACUGUACCAUAUUUGUCCCAGCAUGUCUGUCAUUCCCCUAAAGAAACUAAAAAGAGAAAAAAAAAAUAUGAAUCCAUUUACUGGUGAAAAGAGGCCUUGAUUUUACUCUGAGGGAUCAAAGGUUUUAUCUGAAACUGCCAUUCUUAUGAAAUACAAACAUUUUUAAAGAAAAAAACAGGGGCAGACCAGAUAUCCUUUAUUUCAACUCAGCUGUUUCCCAACUGACGGACUGUUUAAUAUUAAAGAUGUUUAUAUAAUGUAAGGAUCACAUAGCCCAAAUAAUCACAAUAGAAACUCUAGUUCAAUUGAAAUCUGAGUCUAUGUUGCCCUUUGUAAGUUCCCAAACACAUAAGGCACACAAAGGCAGUAAAGCAUAGUCCUGUUGAAUAUCAAAGCCAGCUGUUUAUAUCCACAUAUAUAUGUGUGCGAGUGUGGGUGUGUUUGUGCGUUUGCAUAUUUCCUUUUGGCUUGGCGCUUAUCGCUGUUCCUAAUUGAAUGUGUCCUUUUUAGGAUUGACACAGUCUGAGUUGGAUCUUUUCAGUUUGGAGCGCUUCUUCUCGUGUUUGAGAGCUGUGUUUUUCACAGACAGUACCUCCUGGUGCGCGAGUGCAAUAUUGUGGUCUGAAGAAUUUAACAAUCAAUGCUAUUUUGAACAGCUUUGCAAAAUGUAAUGUUGUGACUGCUGAUUUGUGGAGCUUUCCCGCACCAAGAGCAAAAUGUAAACAUUCAUCAUUCUGGCACAUUACAAAAUGACUUAAAGCCAUACACUCCCUCGAGUCCGUCCAGAGGCAACCCCCAGAGUCUCACUACAUGCUGACCUCAUAACGUGCAUCAUGUUGGCUUCUGUUUGCUGUGUUUUCUAUAUUAUCUGUUCAUUUCAGACAAGAGCACAACAAAAAUAAAUAUGUAAAAGUCACCUUUUGGUAAACUCUAAAUUAACUGAAUCAGCUGUAAUAAAUUAUACAAAUCCCGUGUUGUGCCACAAACUUUUAUGAAGCCUGUAUCUUUGGCAGUAAACGCUGCAGUACUUUUACUCACUAUUUCAAAGUAAGUGCUUUACUUUACACAGUAUGAGUUGCAUGUGGUAGUAACACUGCACUUUAUGGUGUACAUGAUGAAACUAAGACAGUAUUAAAUUAGUAUAAGGCGACGUUUUAAACAAAGAGCCUCAGACACUGAUACCAAAACCUCCGAUGUCCCAGAGCAAACAUUAAAAAACAUUAAAUCAAGUAUUUUUAACCUAAGAUUUAGUUCUUUAAAAAUAUCCCGGUCACAAACCACUCAGUAGAUUUCCAUGUUAUUCUUGUUCUUAUUAAGUGCCUGUUAUCUAUCCCUUUAACAUGUUUUAACCUGGAGGAAGACUUUAGCUGUUACACCCAGUGACACUGAAGUCCCUUUAGCAUCCAAUCAUUGUUUGUCCAAAACACACUUCUCGUUUUGGUUUGUGCAUGCGGGAGGUCUGCUGUUCCAAUGAGGGCGACUUUAACAGUGGACCGUGUCCAAACCACUGUUGUACCAUAUGUCUGUAUAUAUGAAACGAUUCAGUGCUCUGCUACAUUAAGAUAAAACAUCAAAUUAAAGGGAAUAGUAUGAAGACUCUUGAAACACUUCAUUUCCAGUGAAUUGACACCAGAUACUGGGCACUAAUCACAUGAAUUAUUCUUCCUUUUUAACAUUGAAACUUAAUGAACGUUCUAAAUUGGAUCGACUGCAAAGGCCAUUAAACAAGCACAUCUUCAUAUGGUGUUAUGCUUAUGCUCACAGUGUUGCUUACAUGUGUCCAUGGAUCUGUCUGACUGAAGAUUUUUACACAUACAUACAUCGCCUAUGUACUUUUUGCUGUUCUGUUGAGAUGAUUAUAUCAGC
This is a messenger RNA of Periophthalmus magnuspinnatus, 4769 nucleotides long. RefSeq names its product bone morphogenetic protein/retinoic acid inducible neural-specific 1 (gene brinp1). The transcript has 8 exons. The record is from RefSeq and is a predicted model, not a curated record. Gene Ontology annotation, biological process: negative regulation of mitotic cell cycle; positive regulation of neuron differentiation. The coding region runs from base 419 to 2713 and encodes 764 amino acids. Lineage: Eukaryota; Metazoa; Chordata; Actinopteri; Gobiiformes; Gobiidae.